Fundulus heteroclitus (mummichog) is the source of this 1814-nucleotide messenger RNA. Its product is annotated as lipid droplet assembly factor 1. NCBI's taxonomy places the organism in Eukaryota, Metazoa, Chordata, Actinopteri, Cyprinodontiformes, Fundulidae. The transcript is spliced from 5 exons. The record is from RefSeq and is a predicted model, not a curated record. The annotation marks the transcript as partial.
AGGGUGUGUUCCUCAGUGGGGUUUAUAAAAGUGUUGCGGGAAGCGUCGUGGUGUUCGGUGCUUUAUGCCGGGAGUCAGCGCAGGGUGACCGGGAGCGCAUUUUCCAGGUGUGUCGAGAUGCAGCGCAGCAGCAACAACAGCGGCUUGGCUCAGCAGCUGGGUCAAAGAUGGCUGGCCUUGUUGAACCGCCUUCAAGAGGAUCCCAAGCUCGCACAAGUGAUGAGUACGAGGAUCGGGCAGUACCUCCGCAGCCGGCCCUUCCUGGCCCUCGCCCUGCUGAUGUUCAGCGCCAUGGCGGCGCUGCCCGUUGGGCUCUUCCUUUUGUUUGCCCUCGUUACUAUAGUUAUGGCAGUUGUGGGAUUUGUUUUCUUUGAGGUGUUCAUGCUGUUUGUCGGAGGAAUCACUCUGCUGUCUGUUCUCUCCGGCAUCGCCCUCUUCUCUCUGCUGGUCUCGGUCAUCGUUACCGGUGUGUUUGUCACCAUCCCCAACCUGCUGAAGCGCUAUUACCCUAAUGUGGGAAAGCAGAGGAAGGAGAGUGAGGAAGAAACUCCAGAAGUGAAGCAAAAGAAGUAAAAUGUCGCUCCUGGUCUCUCUGGUUGGAGUUUUAAAGCCGCUUUUCUGGUCAGACUCUGAGGAUCUGAGCUGCUAAGCACAAAAAACGCUGCCAAGGUCACUUCUUCCUGAACACCAAGUGUCCUUGAUGUUUUAAUGAGAGGAGGGUGAAGUUUUAUCUGUUUACUGUGCAAUAUGUGUGAGGUUUUUUUGUUAUACUCCUCACGUCUCUCACUUGGCGCUUAACCAAAUGAUCUCGGUUACGCAGGUCAAACGUUCAUCCUGUUACAGGAUAGAGAUGCAGCUACAGCAAACCAUUUUCUGCAAAUCUAUUUUAGGUACAUUUUUAGCUACGAAAAGUAUGUAUAUGUAUAAUAUUUAUAUAGUCUGUGAAAUAAUGACAUAUAAACACACAGUAAAUGGUUGUUAAUUCCCUAGUUCUCUUUUCUACUUGUGUUUUUGUCUUUUUUUAAAAGGCUACAAAGACGUGUUUAAUGGUAGUUUUAAUCUUUUCUAGAAUGCUAAUUUUCCGUUUCCAUACAAGUGAUCCUAGGUGCAAAAACACUGGAACUUAGAGAGCUGAGGGUGUAUUGUGUAACUAGUAAGAGCAUUAAUGUGAUGUUUUCUGGCCUGGAGGAGAAGAGAUGGUAACAGACGUAAUCUGAUUCAUGUGCCGUCCCCUUUUGCCAUCACUUCAUCUCUGCAUUUUUUAUUUUUUUUUGCCUUUCGUUGAGAUUUAGCACUUUCUUUUGAAUGUGUUAUUUUAGUGCUUCAGGGAGAAAAUCCAAAACACUCAAAACUGAUUAAAGAGGUUAUUUUUCUUACUGUAUAAUUUCUACUUCAAGGGUGACCUAUCUGCCAAAACUUUAACUGCUUAACUUUGUUUGGAGGCCGUCCUGAAACCAUGCAGAUUACGUGUUUGGUGUCCAUGAUGGAUAAAAGCCAAGGUUUUCUAGCAGAGCAUUUUUUUUUAUAUUUUACCUGAAGGUUAUUAUUUAUAUAUUAUCCUGUAAGUGUCAGCGGUUGAAUCAUGUGACUGAAGAUUUGAAAAAUGACACAUUUUGUAAAUGUUACAUAAUUUCAAUCUGUAUUAACACUCAUUUUAAAUUCUGUGUUCUUCAUCCAGAUUAUUUUUGUAAUGGACUUCAAACUAAACUGGUUUUGUGCAUGUUUGUUUGCUAAUACACUUACUGUCACGUUUUUGAAGUACAGUUUUGUACAUUUGUAAUAUCAAUGGCUAAAUAAAUUCUGAACAGAAAUAA